Messenger RNA from Penicillium angulare, 264 nucleotides. RefSeq lists its product as uncharacterized. Bases 1 to 264 code for a protein of 87 amino acids. The record is from RefSeq and is a predicted model, not a curated record. The transcript is spliced from 2 exons. NCBI's taxonomy places the organism in Eukaryota, Fungi, Ascomycota, Eurotiomycetes, Eurotiales, Aspergillaceae.
AUGGGCCGAAACAAAAACUCAAAUAGCCAGACCAGCUGGCAAACAACCGACGAUGAAGCCCCUCCCACAAUCCCAGCUGAAGCCGCGCAACAAUUUGAAGCCGAGAUCUCCCAUUUCAGCGACUCAUUAAGUGACGAAGAGCGACAAGUAGGUGACGAUAAACCGACUUUGAAGGCGUACGUGCAGUCCACAAAUAUCCGUGAAAAUCCAAGUGCAGGGCUCAGAGCGUAUGAAACUGCUAUUCUUGAGAAUGUUGGGUUCUGA